CGAACACUAUAUAAUUUAACAUUUUAACAACAUUUACACUUUACAACAAUCUCUUCGUCGUUAGUUAAAAUGAAGUUUAUGAUAUUACUGUUUUUGGUAUGCAUUGUAAUGGCCUAUUCAACGAUGUUACUUAAACCUGAACACAAUAAAGUAGAGAAUGAUGAAGGCAAUAAUGAAGUGAAAAAUAAGGACGAAGAUGAAGCUGACGAACAAACUGACAAACAGAAUAAACAUAAAGAGAAAAGUGACGAUAAUCAUGGCAAGAAAAAGGAGAAAAAGGAGGAAAAAGGGAAAAAGAAAAACGAUGAAACGAAUGAUGAACAUGAAGACGACAAUGACACUGAUGAUCAAGUUGACUCAAAACGUGGAAUGAAAGCAAUAUAUAAAGUGUUAAAAAAAUCCUUUAAAUCUGGACGUAAGAAAAUGCAGAAAACAAUCGAUACUUAUUUGAGAAAGAAUGAUUUAGAUAAGAAAAUACUCGACAUUGUUGAAAUACUGAGCAAGCGUAUGGAAAAACGAGCAGAUUAUCUAACACAGAAAUUGGAUGAAAUGUUGGCAUAUGAAACAUCAUCAUGAUAGAAAUUGUUCAAUGUAGUAUUCUAUUGUUUCAUGAAAUAAAUAAAUAUUUACAUUUAAAGAGAUAAAAU
Molecule: messenger RNA, 647 nt
Organism: Schistosoma turkestanicum
Lineage: Eukaryota; Metazoa; Platyhelminthes; Trematoda; Strigeidida; Schistosomatidae
Source: the annotation of a GenBank genome assembly